Messenger RNA from Charadrius vociferus (killdeer), 981 nucleotides. RefSeq names its product CD47 molecule (gene CD47). The record is from RefSeq and is a predicted model, not a curated record. Gene Ontology annotation, molecular function: thrombospondin receptor activity. The coding region runs from base 7 to 981 and encodes 324 amino acids. The transcript has 10 exons. Lineage: Eukaryota; Metazoa; Chordata; Aves; Charadriiformes; Charadriidae. Gene Ontology annotation, cellular component: plasma membrane; extracellular exosome. Gene Ontology annotation, biological process: positive regulation of cell-cell adhesion; positive regulation of phagocytosis; positive regulation of inflammatory response.
CAGUUGAUGUUUAAUGUGACAGAUGUUGUUGAAAAAACUGACUGUAAUAAAACUGUCAUUUUACCCUGCCAUGUGAUUAAUCUAAAGGAGAACAAUGCAGAUAUCAUGUUUGUUACGUGGAAAAGACAAGGAAAAAGAAUUUUCUCUUUUGAUGGAGCAGGAAGAAAGUCUUUAAGAGAUCCAGCAGUUCCAUCAGCUAACUUAGUAUCUGAGGCGGAUUUACCCAAGGGUGUUGCCUCUCUAAGGCUUAACAGUGCAGAAGCAGUUGUUGGAAAUUACAGUUGUGAAGUAACAGAAUCAAACAGAGAAGGAGAAACAAGAGUUGAACUUAGGAAAUACUCAGUUGUCAGUUGCGGCGAGGAAAGUACCCCAACACCAAAGGAAAAAUGUGGAUCAUGGUUUCUUCUAGUGGAAAGGGCUAUCAUCAUAAUGUUGCUGUUCUUAGUUAUUAUUUUGUGUUCGGCUCAGUUAAUUGUUAUUGCAUUAAAAUAUGAAAUUGCACCUCAGAAGAGAAUGGGUGUUAUUGUAGCAGGUGUCAUCUCCACAGUUGCUGCUGUUGUAGGCACUGUUCUUUUUGUCCAAGAUGGCUAUACUGCACAGAAUCAAGCUGGUCUUGGCCUAAUUGUUGUCCCUGCUGUGAUUUUGGUACCGCUUCAAUACUUUAUGUUUGGAAUGGUAUUCGAUAGUCUGCCACAAGCAACAUUUGCUCUGAUAGGUUUCCAAAUUCUUGGUUAUAUAAUUGCUGUGGUUGGGUUUGCACUGUGUGUCUCAGCUUGUCCUCCAAUACAUGGGUCUGUUGUCGUUGCUGGCUUAGCUAUUAUGGCUAUUGCAAGUUUGCUUAGUCUGGCUUACGUGUUUAUUAUGGGUUCCAGAAUGAAAGAUCAUCCUCGUCCAGGGAAAGCUGUAGAAGAACCACUAAAUGAACUGCGGAGUUAUGUGAUAUGUGAAAAGUACACCGUUGUUGAUACACCGUGGCCUUGA